GUGAGCAAAACCAUGCCUGAACACGAGACGUUAACGUGUCACAAAGACACAUCUUCGACAUGAAUACGGACAUAAAGGUGUGUCCACCAUGUGGCCGUUGUGAAAGUGUGAUCCACAUGACGCCAGUUUCUGGCGGACGGUCACUUCUUGGCACCGCACCUGGGUCGGUGACCACGUGGCUCUCGUGCGCUCGGGGGCUCGGGGCGCAGUCGCAGCUUCUCCGUCGCCCGGUGCGAGAUCCACCGCCACUCUGCCGCGUCUGCGAUCUGCCAUUGUGCCGACGACGAGCGACUCAGCGAAACCACUUGCACUUCAACGCGGAUCCAGAUUGUUCUCCGGGCCCCUCCGUUGACCCCCUCUCACACUCAUCCCCAGCCCCCCUGUUCGGGCUUAACCGUCCCGCGGUUUGUAAAGGCGAUUGUUAGUGCGCAUCACCGCGGAGCCAAAGGGAGCUUUGCCACUGUUCCAUAGGAGACUGCGGGCUGCCGGAGAGUCAUGACAGCUGAGAAGAGUGGGCCGGUUGUAAACGGGAAACCAGAGGAUGGGAGAGACACGGAAGGGUCCAGCUCCAGCCUAGAACAUGGGCAGUAUAACGAAAGGGGCCAAUGGAACAACAAGAUCGAGUUCGUCCUGUCUGUGGCUGGAGAGAUCAUCGGCCUGGGCAACGUGUGGAGGUUUCCUUACCUCUGCUACAAGAAUGGAGGAGGUGCGUUCUUCGUUCCGUAUGUCAUCUUCUUUGUGUGCUGCGGUAUCCCCGUGUUCUUCCUGGAGACUGCCCUGGGUCAGUUCACUACUGAAGGAGGCAUCACCUGCUGGAGGAAAGUCUGCCCGCUGUUCGAGGGCAUCGGCUAUGCGACGCAGGUGAUUGAAGCUCAUCUAAACGUGUACUAUGUAGUGAUCCUAGCCUGGGCGAUCUUCUACCUCUUCAACUGCUUCACCACUGAGCUGCCUUGGGCUGCGUGUGGGCACUACUGGAACACAGAGAAUUGUGUUGACUUCUAUGGAGAAAAUGCCACCAACAUCACAAACCCCAAUGCAACUUCUCCAGUCAUUGAGUUCUGGGAACGCAGAGUGCUGAAGAUAUCAGAUGGUAUUGAGCACAUGGGGGGAAUGCGUUGGGAGCUGGCAAUGUGUCUGGCCUUGGCCUGGUUCAUCUGCUACUUCUGCAUCUGGAAGGGACCCAAGUCAACUGGCAAGGUCGUAUACGUGACAGCUACCUUCCCUUACGUCAUGCUGUUGGUCCUGCUAGUCAGAGGAGUAACGCUGCCAGGAGCAUAUGACGGUAUCAAGUUCUACCUCUACCCAGACAUUUCGCGUCUCUCGGACCCUCAGGUAUGGGUGGAUGCAGGAACCCAAAUCUUCUUCUCAUAUGCCAUUUGCUUGGGCUGUCUCACUGCUCUGGGAAGUUACAAUUCCUACAACAAUAACUGCUACAGGGACUGCUUAAUGCUGUGCUGUCUGAACAGCGGCACCAGCUUUGUCGCAGGUUUUGCCAUCUUCUCCGUCCUGGGCUUCAUGGCCUACGAACAAAAUGUCCCCAUCGAAGCUGUGGCAGAAUCUGGUCCUGGUCUUGCAUUUAUUGCAUACCCCAAGGCUGUUACGAUGAUGCCUCUGUCUCCUCUUUGGGCUUGUCUCUUCUUUAUGAUGCUCAUCUUCCUUGGCCUGGACAGUCAGUUUGUGUGUGUGGAGAGUUUAGUGACAGCUGUGGUGGACAUGUACCCAGAGACCUUCAGGAGAGGCUACCGCAGAGAGCUGCUGAUUCUCGGCAUGUCUAUAGUUUCCUUCUUCAUAGGUCUCAUCAUGUGUAUGGAGGGAGGGAUGUACGUCUUCCAGCUGUUUGACGCGUACGCUGCCAGCGGGAUGUGUUUGCUGUUUGUGGCCAUAUUUGAGUCCAUAUGUAUUGGCUGGGUGUACGGUAGUGACAGAUUCUACACGAAUAUUGAGGACAUGAUUGGCUACAAACCUGUCUUCUUCAUCAAAUGGUGUUGGAUGAUCUUGACCCCGGGCAUCUGCGCUGCAAUUUUCUUGUUCUUCCUGAUUAAAUACAAGCCCCUGAAGUACAACAAUGUGUACACCUACCCCGACUGGGGUUACGGUAUCGGCUGGUUCAUGGCCAUGUCCUCGAUGGUCUGCAUCCCUCUAGGGAUGAUCUGGAUGAUCUGGAAGACUCCUGGCACCUUCUCUGAGAGAAUAAAGAAAUUGACGACUCCCAGCCCAGAUCUGAAAAUGAGAGGGAAAGUCACCGGCCUCAGUCCUUAUGCUGCCAAUGACGCAAAACUUAAGGUUGAUGGUAAAAUAUCCACCAUCUCAGAGAAGGAGACGCAUUUCUAACCGACCGCCUGUCUCGCCGACCACGCUGCCUGCCGUCUUGACAAUAAAUCCGACAACUGAAAACUACAGCGAACACACAACAACAACAACAACAACAGUAUCCACAAAACAGGAAAUGAAACAAAUGCCUCGGAGUGAUAUUUUUGUUUUGUAAAAAAAAAAGAGAACAAGAAAAACAGAUAUCAUAUGAUUAUGUAGUCUGCUUCUGUUUUGCACAAACUUUGAAUAACACAUUGGUUGUUUUCAUUUAAUAUUGUGACUAUAGCAGGUGUUUCUUUUCUUCUCUAACAUUAAUAUUUUUGAAAUCUGUUUGAUGACAUACAGUAUGUGGUUGAAUCUUGUCCUGGUACCUUGUCAGUACUGGCCACACUACUGUUUGUGCCUUAGAACAAUACCAAUGUGUUGUGUUGUAAAAGGCUUACACUGUACGUUUAUUGGCAAAGUGCUGUGCUUCUCUAUUAGGUACUAGGUACCCAAAUGUGACUAUCUGAGAUGUAGCAUCUUGGGGACCAGUCUACAUAGUUUUGUGUUUUAGAGGAUACUACAGCAGGUUUUUGUACUGAGGCUGUAGGAGGGCACCAAAUUUCCCAGGAAGCAAAACUUUGAGUUGUGCAUAAAGGGCUGAAGCCAUUGAAAUCUUGGACGCUGUCAAACCCAGCUGUGGCUGUGAGGGCUGUGGAUCCUUUUUAAGGCCUUCAGUGAUUCUCGCUUACUUGAAUUCAGUGUUGUUGCUAAGCAACGCAUGCUUACUGGAUGUAAUUGAGUGAUAUUAAUAGGUUAUUGUUCCUCAAGUUAGGAUGUAUUGCGCCCUUCAUGGCUUUGCAGAUUUCCAUGGCACUGCUCUUUGUGAGCAGAUGUCUCUGCUCAGGAGAUUUACAGUAAUAUUAAAGGACAGAAAAAGGUUUAAGCGAUGUAAAAUAUAUCCCCUCGGUUUUUGAUUAAUUUUACAUCUGUUAAGUUUGAGCUGAAUAUUUGUACAUGGUUUCAAAUAGCAGUGAGUGACUCGCAGGCUGAGUCUAAAACACACCUCUCUCCUCCAGCUGCCCUCCUAUAAGUCAUGGAUAUCCAUCAUUUCACAGUAAUUAUGCUGAGUUUAACACAGGGUGACAGACAGACGUGCUUCCACCCCUACUUUAUUUUAUUUCCUGUGCCGCCUGUAGAGGAGAAGAUGGACGCCCAUCAGAUGAGCUUUUCAAAACCCAUCUGUCUUCUUAUCCCCCCUCUUUUUAUUCCUUCCCCUUGCCCCCUUCUCUCUUUUCUCCCUCUGAUCCUCAGCUUGUACACCUCCUCCAUCUUUUUCUUCUUCUAUAUUUGGCUUCUCUUUAUCACAUGGACAGCACAAGGCCUUAUAUUAAAACUGAAGCCACUGGGUGCUUUGUACUUCAUCCCACAACUCUACAUCAGCAAUACUCUUGCUACUGGUUAGUGUUUCUAUGACCUUUCCUCUGACAUUGUAAAACCUAACCCAAACCCACAGCUUUUAAUUUUUGCUGUCUUUGCAGGAGUGGAAGCCCACUCUGCCCCUGUCAUUCAUUUAAUUGUGGUAGAGACAAUGAGCUGGUCUCAUUGAUCAGAUCAAUCUCAGUCCAUUACAGACCCAUCAGAUCAGCACUGGAAUGACUCUUGAGCUGUCCCCUCUCCCUCCCUUGCUUUGUCCCGACUUUCUCGCUUCCCUUCCUUUCUUUCCUUUGUCCUUGUUUCCUGAUGAAAAUGCAAUCAGAGGAGAGCAUCUGAGGGGGUGAAACUUGAAAUGUAUCUCUUUACAGUUUUUCAGGAGGAGGCAAAGAAAGCAGGGGAAGUAAUAAGGAAUUGAUGAGCUGGGGAAGUGCGCGAUCGAGUAAGUAAUGAGGGAAAUAGAGGAAGUGUUCAGUGACUGAAGCCCCUCCUGUCUAAGCUGUGACAUCCUCUUAAACAUGUGAUUGGUCCCUCUGGUGUGGUUGCAUUGUGACAUUGUCACCUCCUCACUGAUGUUUGUGCAAGGUAAUAGUUGUAUGCCUUGGAAAUUAUAGCCUGCUGUUUAACACUGAUUAUGUCGAUGUAUAUUUUUACAUCUCUUUCUAGAAACCUGCGGUCUAUUUCUUGAGAUGAAACAUGUUUAAAAAGAACUGCUGUAAUAAAAAAAAGGAAUACAUCCCUUGUUUUGACUUUUGAUAUGCCGCUCAAAAGAUCUUGUUAUAGAAAUAUAAUGAAAGGUGUUUUACUGUUCUGUAAUGUACUACACACAUUUUGGUAUUCACAGAACACACGACUGUCUGCUUACUCAUUUUUAAAAAUAAAUAUUAUGAAGGAAAACUGA
Molecule: messenger RNA, 4627 nt
Organism: Scophthalmus maximus (turbot)
Lineage: Eukaryota; Metazoa; Chordata; Actinopteri; Pleuronectiformes; Scophthalmidae
Gene: slc6a11b
Product: solute carrier family 6 member 11b
Exons: 15
Coding region: 496-2331 (611 amino acids)
Biological process (GO): sodium ion transmembrane transport
Cellular component (GO): membrane
Source: RefSeq, a predicted model, not a curated record